AUGUCUCUGAGCAUCAUCAUCAUCGGAGCUGGCUUAGGCGGGUUGGCCGCAGCUGUGUCAAUCAAGAGCGAGUGUGCGCAUCAUAACGUUCUUGUCUUAGAGUCAGCCCCGCAACUGGCGGAGAUCGGAGCUGGACUUCAACUCACUCCAAAUGCAACCAGGAUACUCGAGAGAUGGGGUUUGAGCGAUAUUCUCGCAAAUGUAAUUUCAAAGCCCCAGACAUUCAGUAUACAUCGAUACAGUGACGGCCUGCUCCUUGGCAAGCGAGAGAAUUACGGAGAAGAAAUGCUUUCUAAGUACAAGUCCAACUUCUGGGAUAUCCAUCGAGCCGAUUUGCAGCUUGCUCUUUACCACCACGCGGAGAGACUAGGGGUCAAGUUCCGUUUCGGUGUUUCAGUAGAAGGGCAUGACUUUGUCAUCCCUGAAGUGUUAUUGUCCACGGGUGAAGCCAUACGUGGGGAUCUCAUAGUCGCUGCAGAUGGACUCUGGUCCAAAACAAGAUCUAGCUUUUUAGGAAGGCCAAGCCCGCCAUUGCCGACCGGAGAUCUAGCAUAUCGGAUUUUGCUAGAAACUAAGGACAUCUACGACGAAGACUUACGCAUAUUUGCGUCGAUACCCCGUGUUUGCCUCUGGGUAGGCCCCGAGUGUCAUGCUAUAUACUACCCUCUGAAAGGAAACACCAUGUUGAACAUUGUCCUUUUGGUACCUGACAACCUUCCAGACUCAGUUGCGAAAGCUCCUGGAAGUCUGCAAGAAAUGCAUGAAAUUUUCAAGGACUGGGACCCUCGACUUCAAAAGUUGUUAGGAUUGGUGGAUAAGGUCGAUAAGUGGAAAUUGAUGCACCUCGAUGAAAUGGACAAAUGGCACAAUGACACAGCCACCGUCGUUUUCCUCGGCGACGCAUGCCAUCCCAUGCUUCCGUAUAUGGCUCAAGGGGCAGGCUCAUCUUUGGAAGACGGAGCCGCACUUGGGCUCAUCUUGGCGAAGAUCGACGGUCGAGCGGAUCUACUUGAAGCCCUGAAGAAAUUCGAAAGAGUCCGAAAGUCUCGAAGCCUUGCUCUUCAGCAAGGCAGCUUGAAACAACGCCAUGUGAAUCACCUACGAAAUGGGCCAGAGCAGGUAGCUCGAGACCAGUUAUGCCUGGACGAGAUGGAUGAUCCUCAGCCUGGAUAUCCCUUUUACUGGAUCGACCCAAAAAUACAGUCCUACGUUUACGGCUAUGAUGUCUUCGCAGAGCUUGAGUAG
This is a messenger RNA of Exophiala bonariae, 1245 nucleotides long. RefSeq lists its product as uncharacterized. Bases 1 to 1245 code for a protein of 414 amino acids. Lineage: Eukaryota; Fungi; Ascomycota; Eurotiomycetes; Chaetothyriales; Herpotrichiellaceae. The record is from RefSeq and is a predicted model, not a curated record. Gene Ontology annotation, molecular function: monooxygenase activity; FAD binding. The transcript has 8 exons.